Messenger RNA from Dioszegia hungarica, 2430 nucleotides. RefSeq lists its product as uncharacterized. The record is from RefSeq and is a predicted model, not a curated record. Bases 1 to 2430 code for a protein of 809 amino acids. The transcript has 3 exons. NCBI's taxonomy places the organism in Eukaryota, Fungi, Basidiomycota, Tremellomycetes, Tremellales, Bulleribasidiaceae.
AUGGGCAAGAAGAGAGCGACGACGACGGGUGCGACUGUACCGUUCUCGUUUCUGAAACAAUCGCUUGUAGCGCUAGACGUAGGGGCUGCGAAUGAGAAGGAAGCGGAGGUUAAGAAUAUGGACGCUAUCACUGCGUCACUCCAGGCGGAGUUCGAUACACUUGACUCCUCACUCAUCCUUGCACUCAUAUCGGACUACCCACCAUCAACCAUCGAAGCGGAACUCCCGGCUAUACGGGAUCAACUGGCUAUCCUCCAAGCAUGCUCAGUACCGGACGAGAACGAAGUCAACGUAGAUUUCGGAGCGGCCGCCGACGUAGACCCCUCCACAUCGACCAGCACAAGCGAUCUUACGGACCUGAUGGACCGGCAGUCCAUCUCGGUGAGGGACUUUGCGGAUGGGCCGAGCCCGCCUCCGCCCAGUAGCUGGAAAGAGGUCAGCCGGAGGGAGGUCAGUAAGAAGAAGGGAAAGGGGAAGGGGAGUAGUAGGGCGUCAGGUGCAUCAGGGGCGUCCGGGACGGGGAGUACAUCAACAAAGGUCAGUAUGAUUUCGGGCCUGGGCUCGGGCUCGGGCUCAGCGUCGGCGAAGAGGUCUGAGGGCGGGAUGCUGCCUAGCCCAGUUGCGAGUGGGAGUGGGAGUGGAAGUGGGAGCGGGCGGAGUCAGAGUGCGGGAGGGAGCACAUCUCCGACGAGCGUACCGGAGGAAACGGAGGAGGUGGGGUUGGAGGACGAGAUGGGGCUGUUGAGGUCGUUAUUCCCGAACCUUCCCAAGGCGGAUGUUCGAGACGCUCUUCACACAGCCGUCAGCUUCCAAGCUGCUAUCGACCAGCUACUUUCCGUCGAGCUCAUCGAGAAUGUCAAGCUCAGCGGCGCCUGGCCAGGCGAGGAGGACCAGGCUCUCGCGGAGGAGGAGGCCUUUAUCGACACUCCGCUCAAACGGACUACAUCCCGGGCGUCAUUCGAGACGUCCAUACCUAUGAGCCGCGAUAGCUCCGGCUCCUCCAUCACAUCCUUAUCCGGAAAGAAGGCCAAGCCAAAGCACUACGCACUGAUCGACACCCUCCAGCGAAUCCCUACUCCCUCCUCCCACUCUUCAUCGCGCGCCUCGACCCCUGCACCUCUCACGCGGACAUACGGUCUCUCCGGCCCCGCACCGAACGCAUGGCACACCCUCGCAUCCCUCGCAUCGCAGCUCGCCAAGCUCCUCCACCCGCAUCCGGAAAGCUACUUCACCUCGUUCCUCCACUCCCCCGAGUACCCAUCUCAGCACACUGCGGUACACGCUGCCCUCGCCCGCCUGCCUGCAGUCCCCCUCCCGGCAGACUCAGCAUGCGAGUCCAUCUUGCAGGACCUGUACGGCGUGAGUCUCACAGAAGGGGAUGCGGAGCGCAAGCAGCACGACCUGAAAGCGGCGAUGCGGGUGUGCGGGGAAGAUAUCGGGGCGGUCAUGGAUCUCGUGGAGCUCCUGGAGGAGGUCAGUCACUGGGCGGCCACGGAGGACGUGCAAGAUCGGUAUGGAGGCAGUGAGGACGAGUAUGAGAUACCGUCCGGCACGUUCGAGACGCUUCCUAAUCCCUCGGCGCCAUCUGCACUGCGCGUCGGGUUCGGCUCCAAAGCCCCGGAAUUACCAGAACGGUUCACUCGGAAAGCCAAAAAGAAGCCGGUCGAGCUGCUCGGUCCGAAGGUCAUCCCCGGAGCGCAACCCGCUGCGUCCUCUGCGGCUUUUCCUACGGCCUACGACGACUUUGGUGCACCAUCUCCUCGGUCCGCACCCAGCACCAGGCCUUCCAACAAGGGCCAAAGACAUGUCAAGAACUGGCACACCGUCGCGCAUGAUCGUCCGGCGCCGCGCGAGUCCAACCGCGCCUCGGGACCGUCGUAUGCCUAUUCGACAUCAGCGGCGGAACUGUCAGUACAGCAAUGCCUGGCCAACGCAGAGCUGGAACGGCACAAACGUACCACCGCGAUCCGGGCUGCCGGACUGCACUUUGGCGGCGGACACCUUCCGGGAGGCAAAGCUGUCAAUCGGACGGUCGCCAGUCACUACGCGACCCAAGCGCGCGAUGCGGGCAAUAUGGAGCGCGAGUGGCACCUGAAAGCAGCGCGCAUGGUCAUCAAUAACCAAUUGACGAAUAGCGGGCACGUGGUGGAUCUGCACAGCCUGACGACGGCCGAGGCGGUCACAGUGGCCAAGGAGGCGGUGGCGACGUGGUAUGAAAAGCAAAAGAGGGCGUGGGGAACCGGAUUGGGCAGAGAGGGGGUGUUUGUGCCUGGAAAGCCGAUGGAGAUUAUCACGGGUGUAGGGAACCAUUCGGUCGGUGGACGAGGGGUGUUGGGGCCGGCGGUGGCCAAGGCGUUGGAGAAGGAUGGGUGGAGGGUUGAGAGGGGCGGGGAUUCGAGUGGGUAUCUGAGGGUGAAGGGCAGGAAUUGA